AUGCCUUGGGCAAGUUCUCCCCUCUCUGAUAUGAUGUCUUGCGAAAGUUUACUGAUAGACAAAGGAAUGAUGGAUGAGUUGAAAGAAGUUAAGAAGGUAUUGAACCCCAUAGAAGUUUUGCUUGUUGUGGAUGCAAUGACUGGCCAAGAAGCUGCAGGUGUUCAGACUUAUCAUUCAAUUUUUUGA
Messenger RNA from Prunus armeniaca (apricot), 186 nucleotides. The record is from the annotation of a GenBank genome assembly. NCBI's taxonomy places the organism in Eukaryota, Viridiplantae, Streptophyta, Magnoliopsida, Rosales, Rosaceae.